Molecule: messenger RNA, 303 nt
Organism: Eimeria tenella
Lineage: Eukaryota; Apicomplexa; Conoidasida; Eucoccidiorida; Eimeriidae
Exons: 2
Coding region: 1-303 (100 amino acids)
Source: RefSeq, a predicted model, not a curated record
AUGUCCACAGCUGCAGCAUUCUGCACAGAGACGUCAAACUCAGCAACAUUCUCGUCACCGACACAACCGAGCAGCAGCAGCAGCAGCCGCAGCAGCAGGGGCAGCAGCAGCAGGGACGGCGCGCGCUGCCCGAGCAGCAGCAGCAGCAGCAGCAGCAGCAGAAGGGGGGAGUUGAGCCGCGGAGGAGCAGGAAGUGCAACACGGUGGCGGAGGCGCCUCUCGCAGCAGCAGCAGCGGGGAAGAGCAGCAGCAGCAGCAGCAGCAGGGGCCCCUGGGUGCAGCGCGGAGAACAGAAGCACUUAA